AUACUCUUAACAGUGAACAACAAAGCCUUACUGACUGGAUUAUUACUUUAACUCUUGCACUGGGAUUUUAUCUGGAAACCAAGCUGCCUUCGGCUACCACAACUGAAUUCUCGAUGGCGUCAACCGAUCUUAGUCUAAUUCUCAACAAUGCAAUUGCCAACCUGUACCCAUCUGAAUCGCAGCCCAACAUGUUGAGCACGACAGUGCCAAUGGGCAGAUCACCACAUCUCUCCGAGAUCACCUUCAACAGUAACAGCACAAUGGGCUCCUGGGACCAGGUGAACCCACAGAUGUGGACCAGGCAGAAUGUUCUGGAGUGGAUCGGGUUUCACGUGGAGGAGAGCAGGUUUGACGCCAGUCUGCUGAAUAUGAACUACUGCGACAUGGACGGCGUCACGCUGUGCACAAUGUCCAAGGAAACCUUGAUGAACAUGUUCGGACUGGUGCUUGGCGAACAGCUUCACCACAGUCUGGAGAGCCAAAAGGCCAGAUAUGCUACUGACCUGUCAGAGACCGGUCUGAGUGAAUCCGAAUUAGAUUUACUGGACAACAUACUGCAGAACUCAUUUCCUUACAUCCAUGGACCAAGCCUCGGUCCACUGCUGGAAACAGUGGUGGUCCAGGCCUCAAUCCCAACAGACAAUACGGAGAACACCUACAGUUACUUUGAUGAGUACACCAGCCAGCUGACUCCAGAGAGUGACCAUGGCUAUGACUCUCUAACUGAGAGUUUCCAGAGUUCAAACACUGGCAGCUUCCUGAACCCAAGCUCACCCGAGUCCAACAGCAGCGACUCAGACCCCGAAUACUCAGAGAUGCCUUACUCCACCAGCACCAAGAACUUUGUGAAACAAGAGUCAGUAGAGACAAAAAAGAGAGGCAGGGGCCGACCCCCAAAGCCCAGGGAUAGUGAGGGAUAUGAGCACUUCAUUCAGUCUAAGAAAAGCAAACAUGCUCCAAGAGGAACCCACCUUUGGGAGUUCAUCCGGGACAUUCUGAUUCACCCGGAGCAGAACCAAGGUCUGAUGAAAUGGGAGGACCGCAGAGAUGGCGUCUUCAAGUUCUUGAAGUCCGAGGCUGUUGCUCAGCUCUGGGGGCAGAAGAAGAAGAACAGCAGCAUGACUUAUGAGAAGCUCAGCAGAGCCAUGAGGUAUUACUACAAACGGGAGAUUCUGGAGCGAGUGGACGGACGCAGGCUCGUCUACAAGUUCGGGAAGAACUCCACCGGUUGGAGGAUAGAGGAGACCGGAUAUUGAAGCGGACUCAGUGAAAGAAGGCCGCUUUCAGUCAAGCGUAGAGACUUUGGGCUCCUGCUAAUGAGGAACUUAAGGCGGAGAUUGGUUGCUCUGAAGAUCCUCUCUUUAGAAACACACUCUUCCCAGAGGGAAAAGGUUUCGCAGAAACUGUAAGCCAGUGUUUUGGCUAAAGUAGGUUUUAUGAACCGGUAAAAGUAGCACUUAGUCUGGUUCGAGACGCCACGCGGGCGUGGCCUGGAUCAGAUAGUAUUGCUACACCACUUAAAGACUCUAUGUAAACACUUGUUCUUCACAAUUGUUGAACUGUGAGACAAUGUAAAGCUUUGUAAAGCCUCUUGGUAUUGGGAAAUGAAGUUUCAUGUGUAAGUAACUGUUAAACUAUGUGUCAGAGCAGACUAAUGGAAGAACACGUCGGUGGUAUGAAGUGUGUGUAACGUUCAUAAUGAUCUGCUGUACUGAUUGAUAAUUGUUCUACUGUAUGUAAAUGUAUGUAAAACUAAAUAUUCUUUGUAAUACUUGUCAAUCGAGUACAAAUCAGAUAUAUCAUUGAAGAUUCUGCUCAAUUUUUCUGUGAUUUGUUAAGUCACUGAAUAAUAUGUAUGAGGUUUGCCUCUCAGAAACAAUAACUAUUAUGUAUGGCAUAUAUUUGCUAUUUUUUUUUUGUAUAAGCCUUUUCUAAAUAAAAUUUCUGAUUAAAAGCCA
This is a messenger RNA of Labeo rohita (rohu), 1958 nucleotides long. It is a transcript of the gene elf3, whose product is annotated as E74-like factor 3 (ets domain transcription factor, epithelial-specific). Gene Ontology annotation, molecular function: DNA-binding transcription factor activity, RNA polymerase II-specific; sequence-specific DNA binding. The record is from RefSeq and is a predicted model, not a curated record. The transcript is spliced from 9 exons. The coding region runs from base 114 to 1256 and encodes 380 amino acids. Gene Ontology annotation, biological process: regulation of transcription by RNA polymerase II; cell differentiation. Gene Ontology annotation, cellular component: nucleus. Lineage: Eukaryota; Metazoa; Chordata; Actinopteri; Cypriniformes; Cyprinidae.